This is a messenger RNA of Rubroshorea leprosula, 1475 nucleotides long. The record is from the annotation of a GenBank genome assembly. Lineage: Eukaryota; Viridiplantae; Streptophyta; Magnoliopsida; Malvales; Dipterocarpaceae.
CCUCCUUUUUUCUUCCUUCAUUUCAUCUUCUAAAUCCAAGCCCUGAAUUCUCUACAAUGAAAAGAAAAAAUCUCUCCUUUAUUCCAUAAUGUCCAUCUUUUGUUUAUCUUCCCCUCUGAUGAUAACUGCUCUGAAACUAUUUCUUCCUUAUCUGCAUUACCUUCAAACUAUCCAUUGCCAGCCCAUAAAUCUCGCCGGAAAAUCAAUAUAACCCAGAAACUCAGCCAACUCGCUGGUGGGUUUCUGGUUCCGGGGAACCCCAUGGGGCGUUUAUUUACUAUUGGGUUAAUAACAGCUUGGUAUUCUUCAAACAUUGGAGUGUUAUUACUGAACAAAUUCUUGCUCAGCAAUUAUGGGUUCAGGUACCCGAUUUUCCUCACCUUGUGUCACAUGUUGGCUUGCUCGGUGUUCAGCUACGUCGCGGUUUCAUGGCUCAAAAUCGCCCCGUUGCAGGGCAUAAGAUCGCGGCUGCAGUUGGUGAAGAUAUCUGCAUUGGGUCUCAUUUUCUGCUUGUCGGUUGUUGGGGGCAACGUUUCGCUCAGGUAUCUUCCGGUGUCGUUCAACCAGGCUGUGGGAGCCACGACGCCGUUCUUCACAGCGGUUUUUGCCUAUUUGAUGACGCGGAAGAGGGAAGGGUGGAUUACCUAUCUCACCCUCAUUCCGGUGGUCACUGGUGUUAUCAUCGCCAGUGGGGGAGAACCACUGUUUCAUCUAUUUGGGUUUAUAAUGUGCAUUAGUGCUACAGCAGCAAGGGCACUUAAAUCAGUUCUUCAAGGGAUUCUGCUCUAUUCUGAAGGGGAAAAGCUUCAUUCUAUGAACCUUCUUAUGUACAUGGCUCCAGUAGCUGUUCUUUUCCUCCUCCCUGCAGCUCUUAUAAUGGAAGAAGGUGUGAUUGGGAUCACUAUCGCACUUGCAAGAGAUGACCUGAAGUUCUUUUUUUACCUGCUCUUCAAUUCUGCAUUAGCAUAUUUUGUGAAUUUGACAAAUUUCUUGAUCACUAAGCACACCAGUCCCUUGACUCUUCAGGUGCUGGGAAAUGCCAAAGGAGCUGUGGCUGUGGUUAUCUCAAUUUUGAUAUUUAGAAAUCCUGUAUCACUUACUGGGAUGCUUGGAUACACUGUCACGGUGUUUGGGGUCAUUUUCUACAACGAAGCCAAGAAACGAAGCAUGUGAGACCUUGAUGUUGCAGCCUUGCAGGAGAUACAAUUUUGGUUAAUAUUGUUUAUUCUUUUCUAAUUGAGGUUGCAUGAAGAAUUUAGUCUUUGUUUUGCUGUUCAUGGGUUAAAGCUUGCUAUACAUUUUUUUUUUCUUAAAUGGUAGUGAAAUUGGGGAAGUAUCAGCAGAAAUUUUAAUUAUUGUGUCAUAAUUUUUAUUCACCAAGAUGUUGUAACCUUAUUGUCAUUGAUCAAUGUACCUUUUUUCCUUCCUAGGAUUGUUAACCAUGCAAGUUGUUUAAACAAACAUGUAAACAAAAA